AUGGACAGCCCGUGCCAGCCCCAGCCCUUGAGUCAGGCUCUCCCUCAGUUGCCGGGUUCGGUGUCAGAGCCCUUGGAGCCUAGCCGGGCCAGGAUGGGGGUGGAGAGUUACCUACCCUGUCCCCUGCUGUCCUACCACCGUCCAGGAGCGCCCACUGAGGCCUCGGCGGGGAGCGGGACCCCCAGAGCCACAGCUACUUCCACCACAGCCAGCCCCCUGCGGGAGGGCUUCGGUGGGCAGGAUGGCGGCGAGCUGCGGCCGCUGCAGAGUGAGGGUGCUGCGGCACUGGUCACCAAGGGGUGCCAGCGGCUGGCAGCCCAGGGCGCCCGGCCCGAGGCCCCCAAGCGGAAGUGGGCAGAGGAUGGUGGGGAUGCCCCCGCACCCAGCAAGCGGCCCUGGGCCAGGCAGGAGAACCAGGAGGCGGAGGGUGAGGGCUGCAGCAGUGGCAGUGGUGAGGCCAGCGCCGGGCUGAGGGAGGAGGUGCUGCCUGUGGCGCCUGAGCGCCUGGCCCUGGACUACAUUGUGCCCUGCAUGCGGUACUAUGGCAUCUGCGUCAAGGACAGCUUUCUGGGGGCAGCCCUGGGUGGUCAAGUGCUGGCGGAGGUAGAGGCCCUGAAGCGGGGCGGGCGCCUGCGAGACGGGCAGCUUGUGAGCCAGCGGGCUAUCCCGCCACGCAGCAUCCGUGGGGACCAGAUUGCUUGGGUGGAAGGCCAUGAGCCGGGCUGCCAAAGCAUCGGUGCCCUCAUGGCCCACGUGGAUGCCGUCAUCCGCCACUGUGCUGGGAGGCUGGGCAGCUACGUCAUCAAUGGGCGCACCAAGGCCAUGGUGGCAUGUUACCCAGGAAACGGGCUGGGGUACGUGAGACACGUUGACAAUCCCCAUGGCGACGGGCGCUGCAUCACUUGUAUCUAUUACCUGAAUCAGAACUGGGAUGUCAAGGUGCAUGGCGGCCUGCUGCAGAUAUUUCCUGAGGGCCGGCCCGUGGUAGCCAACAUUGAGCCCCUCUUCGACCGGCUGCUCAUUUUCUGGUCUGAUCGGCGGAACCCCCAUGAGGUGAAACCAGCCUAUGCCACCAGGUACGCCAUCACUGUCUGGUAUUUUGAUGCCAAGGAGCGAGCAGCAGCCAAAGACAAGUAUCAGCUAGCGUCAGGACAGAAAGGUGUCCAGGUGCCCGUGUCACAGCCGGCUACGCCCACCUAG
This is a messenger RNA of Rangifer tarandus platyrhynchus (Svalbard reindeer), 1200 nucleotides long. Lineage: Eukaryota; Metazoa; Chordata; Mammalia; Artiodactyla; Cervidae. The record is from the annotation of a GenBank genome assembly.